Molecule: messenger RNA, 2767 nt
Organism: Musa acuminata AAA Group (dessert banana)
Lineage: Eukaryota; Viridiplantae; Streptophyta; Magnoliopsida; Zingiberales; Musaceae
Product: protein GLUTAMINE DUMPER 3-like
Exons: 4
Coding region: 2188-2673 (161 amino acids)
Biological process (GO): regulation of amino acid export
Source: RefSeq, a predicted model, not a curated record
ACGAGAUCAAGCCCACGAGAGAGAGAGAGAGAGAGAGAUAGAGGCGUGCUGGUGUGCAUCACCGACUCCACUGCCUCAACGAGCCCUACCGUUCUGAGGCCGUUCACCGGGACAAGGUCCAGUUCGCCGUCUCCAAUCCGGUCGCGGCAAUCCCGAGAAGCUUCAAACAUGGAAGACUUGUCUUGCUGAUCAAAGGAUACACUGCAACUUCAGUUUCCCAUCUGAUUCCAUCACAUCUCCCAUCAGCAGCACAGCCCUCCUUAUCCUCCACUCAAGUGGCAUUUGGUGGGUUGGGAGGAACAGGAAUGCAUACUCCGCAUGGUUACGCAAUCAAAAAGCAUUCAUCUUUUUUGAAAGAGAGCUUUGCCACUGUUUACUUGAACUGCUUAUGAUGCAUGGCUUGAUGGUGCUUUGAGAUGGCCAGAAACUACGUGGAGCAGGGUACCACGGAUCCUGGGCUCUUCUUUCAGGCGGAGGACCUGAUCCCGACGCUGUGAAUGUAAGUGCAUCGUGGUGAGCUUACCGAUAUACCUCUCUAAUUAUCUGUUGAUUUCUUCCAUAUAUUUCAUACUUAUAUAUUUGGUAUGCAUGAUAUGCUUCUUCAUCAUCAAGAAAGUUCAGAUCAUUUACUAAUCUACUACAUAAUCAUGUAAUUCUGAUUAUUGAAAAUUUUCUACCUGGUGUUUCCAUCUCCACGAGAGAUGCUUAGAGGUCUAUUAAGGAAAUAAAACUAAACCUAGUCAAGCUUAUUUUUGACACAAGUUAACUGUAGACAUGCUCCCUUUCAAGUCCUCGUCCUUACAAAUUAGGUCUGUACGUAGAAACUAUUUCAUGUCUUUCUUUUCCUUUUUCAUGACAAUAUUACAGGGUUAAGGUUACGCAUGAAUAUGCUAAAUGAAUAUGACUGGAAUUGGUAAUCAAUAUUAUUUUGGAACUACCCAUCCGUUUGUCGCCGAACCAUUGGAACACCAAAAAAGAAACCAUGGGCUUGCUCUUGGCCAAACUUGGAGUUAGGGAGUCCAUCUGUUUGUAUCGUCUUAUGCACGGCCAAUACAUGAUGCGUUUCUGGAAAGAUGCAUCAAACUUUAGUGCCACUGAGUAAAAUUACUUGUAUAUCCCUCUAAAGCAAAUGAUUUGUAUACUUAUCCCUCUCUCUAUAUAUAUAUUCUUUAAAGCCUAAAAACUUGCAUAUACACAUACAUAUAUAUCAUUGUGAUUGGUCUGUUUUAAGUUUAUCAUUUGGUUGAAAUUUUAUUUUACAUUUAAGACUCAUUAUGAUAUUGAAAAUAUUAGGGUAUUAUAUAUAUUGAAAAUAUAUAUGUAACGUACAUAGAGGAUAUAUAUGCAUGUGGUAUAUUAAAAUUUAUCAUGACAUGUAUAAUAUUAGUUUGAGUUAAAGAAACAUGUACAAAACGAGACCUAAAUGGAAGGAUAUUAUACGAAGCCCCUAUUGGAAAUAGGCGAUCAUACAUUUCCCAAUGCAUCCCUUUCAGAUCAAAGCACACCAAACAGAAAUUGACAGAGGUGAGGCCACCACCUUCUUGUCUACUAGUGCGGUGAAUGAGAUGUAUCAGGAUGCCUAAUAUGAACAGAGGUGGGGCCUCUAUUGAUAAAGCACACAAUUAAUAGCACCCAAAUUGAUGUUUAGGCAUCUAAAAGCAUCGGUGCCUUCAAAGCGAGGUUCGUGAAUAGGGAGUGUUUAUCCUUUAAUUGUAUCAUUGAGCUGUAGUGCAGUAAGGUUGAAUGAACUAUGAUUCAGUGUUGAAAGGGGUGAUAGCUGAUUGAGUACUCAUCUGAAUUUAAAUUUAAAUUUGACUAACUAAUUCUUAUCUUCAAUCCAAACCUGACUCGUUCAAAACUCACGUAAAUUAAGUGUUGCAUGGAACUCUUUUUUUUUUUUUUUGGCUAUGAAAUUAGACGGCAAAAUUCACCAACAUAUUAGGUUUACAUGAAGUAUGCUCAAGUAGAUAAAAAAAAUGGGUGUCCAUAUUAAGAGUACGUACGGGCAGUACAGCCAACGUUUUCGGAGUAAAUAUAAUUCUCGAAUAUUUUAAUCAUAUUAGUUUAAAAUAAUUUCACUCAUGACAUCCCCGAACUAUAGAUAUCCGCUUUCCUUCAGAUACACCUCCCCACUAAAGUAAAGUGCAGGCCAUUAUUCUCGCUCUCUCUCUCUCUCUCUCUCUCUUAAUGAGGUCCGGAGGCGAGUUUAACACAAGCGGUGGCGCCACCGCCGCCAAGUCGCCGUCCCCCGCCUCGUCGGGCCCGCCGCACUCGUCGUGGCAGUCGCCUGUUCCCUACCUCUUCUGCGCGCUGGCGGUGAUGCUGGGUCUCAUCGGCUUCGCCUUCCUCAUCCUCGCCUGCUCCUACUGGAAGCUCGCCAGCUACCUCGAAUCUGGCAACGACCGCGGCGGCCGUGACCGCGAAGUGGACGGUCCAGCAAGCGGUGGCGACGCUGCCAAGCCCCCGCCGCUCUGCGAGGAGAGCGUCGUCGUCAUCAUGGCCGGCGACUGCAAGCCCACCUUCCUCGCGACCCCGGUCGCCAGCCGCGCCGCUACCUCCUCGGACGAAGGCGACGACACCCGCGAAGCCGCGACGGAAUGGAAGAACAAAGACAGCACCCAACGCCAAGGCGUCGGAAAUAGUAGCGAGGAGCAAGCCGUCAACCAACAGUAAAAGUCUUCUUUUUGUUCCUUAGAUUGAUCUGUAAGUAACUUUGGUUCUUCAGAUUCAGAGAUUUUGAGCUGCAAAUGCAAAUUCUUGAGCUGAA